Messenger RNA from Racocetra persica, 824 nucleotides. NCBI's taxonomy places the organism in Eukaryota, Fungi, Glomeromycota, Glomeromycetes, Diversisporales, Gigasporaceae. The record is from the annotation of a GenBank genome assembly.
AAGACUAUAUAAAUUUGAAGAAAGGAAUUAAAGAUUUCAAAAAUAAAGAUGACAAUCACAUAAUCUUCUGUAAAUUAGAUAAAAGCAAAAUAAACGAAAAAAUGGAAGAAUUAGAAGAAAAAAUAAAAAAUGAAGGUUGGAAAAAAAUUGUUGUGUUAAUAGUUUUAGAUGGUCGUAAUAAAAUCAAUAAAUAUACUCUAAGUGUUCUGAGUGUUAUAGGUUGUUAUCAAGAUGGAAUUGUGCAAGAUCGUGUCAACAAUCGUAGACCUGUUACUGCACAUCUUUUUGAAUAUACUACACAAUUAAUGUUCGAUGAUGAUCUUAAUGUCCAAAGGAGCCCAAUUCCAGUACAAGUUAUGUUUUGUUUAAAACAAAAAAAUGCAAAAAAAAUAAAUUCUCAUUGUUGGUCUUUCAAAGCCUUUGCGGCUCUUUUGAAUCCAAAAAUUUCUUUUGAUCGUGAUAAUGAUGUUGGUGGUGCUUGUGAAGAAAUUAAAGUAGAUCUUGGUCAUAAAUGUAGAAACCUUCUUAAUCCUUUAAUCGUGUCUCAAAAUUUUGAAUAUAAAAUAUCUAAUAUCUUAGACAAGCUGUCAGAAUCUGUUUUUGGUUAUAUCUCAGUAUUAUCAGGAGCUUUCUCCACAUACCAAUAUGAAGUAUUAAAGAAUGGACCUUUGGAAAAAUACCUUAAAGGUAAGACUAUGUAUAAUGAUUUAGAUGCUACUAAGACUGGUAUAUUCGAAGCAAACAUGUACCUGGCAGAAGAUCAUAUUUUAAGUUUUGAGCUUGUCAUUAAGAAAAAUGAAUCGUGGAAAUUAAAAUACAUAAAG